Amblyraja radiata (thorny skate) is the source of this 1344-nucleotide messenger RNA. RefSeq names its product glutaredoxin and cysteine rich domain containing 1 a (gene grxcr1a). The record is from RefSeq and is a predicted model, not a curated record. Gene Ontology annotation, biological process: sensory perception of sound. The coding region runs from base 34 to 954 and encodes 306 amino acids. NCBI's taxonomy places the organism in Eukaryota, Metazoa, Chordata, Chondrichthyes, Rajiformes, Rajidae. The transcript is spliced from 4 exons.
UUGAAACCAAAAAAAUGUGAACUUCAUUCUUCAAUGGAAAACUCUGGGCUCAAUGGCAUAAUGAAGACGGAAGGAGAACACCGGCAAAAAAAAGUCAGGUUUCGGAUAUCUUCUGCGAACAGUGGAAGGGUGCUGAAAGAAGUGUACACUGACGGAGACCUGGUGGGCUUGCAGGUGCCUAAAUGUGCCAGCAUCUCCAAGAGCGAGCAUUGCAGCGAUCACAUUGAAGUGAAUGGAUGUAACCAGCAGCAUUUCCCCCUGGAAACUGAUGGCAGUGACAGUGAAUGUGAUGACAUGCUUCUGCUGGCGGGUAACGCAAAGGACAGAGGAAUCUAUAGAAAGAGAAUUAAUAUCUUGAGUAAAAACGGCACAGUGAGAGGUGUCAAACACAAAGUCAGUGCCGGACAGGCACUUUUCAGUAAUUUGUCAAAUGGUGCUGUUCAGCCACCACUCACUCUAGAAUUUGGAAGAAUAGUAAUCUACACAACUAGCCUUCGUGUUGUGCGGGCAACAUUUGAUCGCUGUGAGUUAGUAAGGAAAAUCUUCCAAAAUCACAGAAUAAAGUUGGGAGAAAAAAAUAUUGCCUUGAACAGUGACUAUGGAAAAGAGUUAGAAGAACGAUGCAAGCGAGCAAAUGAAUCUCCUUCCUUGCCUGUAGUGUUCAUCGAUGGCUAUUACUUGGGGGGUGCAGAGAAAAUUUUGUCAAUGAAUGAAUCGGGAGAGCUGCAAGAUCUCUUAACAAAGAUUGAGAAAGUCCAGCAUCCACUGGAGUGCUCAGCAUGUGGAGGGUUUGCGUUUGUUCCGUGUUCAGUGUGCCAUGGGAGCAAGAUGUCAGUGUUUCGAAACUGCUUCACUGAUUCCUUUAAAUGCCUCAAAUGUACGUCUUGCAAUGAAAAUGGAUUACAGCAUUGCAGGCUCUGUGUGAAGUCAAACUCCCAUCAUCAUGGAAAAUAACACUGUAAUGACAUUUGUCAUGCCUCAACAGUGAAUGUGUUUGUAGGAAAGUGUCUUUUCUCAUCUUAAUUCCAGUGCACUAAUUAAUUGUAAUGGAAAUUAAAAUCCCAAAUGCCGCCUUGCUCUGGUUGGAAGAGCAAAAUAAAUACAUAUCAUUAGCAGUUUACCUAUGAGAUGGCUAUUCCGCAAAUUAAAUUUAAUUUAAUAUUGAGGCAAGUUGGGUUAAACCCUCCCACUUGUUUCAUCCUCAUUCACAAACAAUCAUUACAGUUCAUAUGUGGCAUCAUUAAAGUAAUGGUACUUACAUACGGUUACAAAAGAUGAGUGAAAAAUACAAACAAAAAAUAUACAACAAUAUAGAUUUUUUUUAAUGGAACUGUAAAAGGACUA